AUGCAGAUAAAAACAAAAUUAUUGAAAACAUUGAUUUUGGGGGCUCCAGCAUCAGGAAAAGGCACAAUAUCGUCUCGAUUAGUAAAAAGGUAUGGGCUUGAACAUGUUUCAAGUGGAGACAAGUUAAGGGACCACAUAGAAAAGCAAACAGAUCUUGGCAAAAAAGUUAAAAGUUACUUAAAUGAAGGUAAGCUGGUACCGGAUGAUGUAAUGAUAAAUUUUAUGGUAAUGGAAUUGAAACGAGUAGAGAAUAAACCAUGGUUAUUAGAUGGUUUUCCUAGGACAGUAACACAGGCUGAUGCCCUGUGGAAAGUUAAACCUGUUGACAUUGUACUUAACCUUGUAGUUCCAUUUGAAGUUAUAAUAGACAGAGUCAAAAACCGAUGGGUGCAUUUACCAUCUGGAAGGGUGUAUAAUAUAGGUUUUAACACACCUAAAGUGAUGGGAAAAGAUGAUGAGACUGGAGAAGCUUUAAUGCAGAGGCCAGAUGAUAAGCCAGAGGCUGUAAAGAAACGCUUAGAGAUUUAUGAAAGUAUGACAAAACCAGUCAUUGAUUUUUAUAAAGGAAAGGGUAUUAUUAAACACUUCGAAGGCAGAACAUCUGAUGAAAUAUGGCCUAAAAUUACUGACUAUAUGGACAAUUUGUUGAAAAAAACAUAA
Pieris macdunnoughi is the source of this 660-nucleotide messenger RNA. Lineage: Eukaryota; Metazoa; Arthropoda; Insecta; Lepidoptera; Pieridae. The record is from the annotation of a GenBank genome assembly.